GCCUCACGAAUGACAGCAUCCGAGCUUGCACCUGCCUUUCCAAUCCCCAGCCCGCCAGAGUCUCCGAAACGUUGAAUUCGCUCUUGAGACGUGGAGGCAUUCGAAGUUCUCCCCACGUCCCACGUACCGCUCGCUAACAACUUGGAGUCGACAACAAACGCGCAUUCCUCGCAAACCGCAACGUUGGCUAAGCGGUGUUACUAUUCCAGGAUAGCUUACGCAGCUCCGCAACCACGUCCGCCCACGUCCGCAACUCGACACUGCGCGCAUAGGGAACGUCCGCGGAAGUUGGGGACUUGCAUGAGCUUGGACAGCAGCAGAGCUGCGCGGAUAGUGCUUCACACAAUUCACGGCCGCAAUGGCCGGCCGGCCUGGAGGUGGACAGCCGUCUCACAGCGACAACCUGAUCGACUUCGAUGAACCCCAACCGCAAUACUACUCUGGCGCUCGACCACCCGUAAACGACGACGACCUUCUCAACCGCUUCGACAUCGACAACACAGAGUCUGCGCCGCAGGGGAGGCCGUCAGUGUCCUACGAUGACUUCGUUGGCGGAGGCAGACCGAAUACUUCCAAUCUACUGGGAGGGCCUGGCGCACCGGUAGGACAGGCGCCAUACUUGCAGGCAGGAAACAGAGCAUACUCGCAAUCGUCCGACUUGAACAACUAUCAGCGCUACUCCGACGCCGACUUACCCAUCGACGAUGACGGGCGCUCAACGCAGGGCUACUAUGCCGCCGGCGGCGCGUUCGAUCCCACGUCGCCAGGGCUACAACGAGGCGCUUCCAAGAAGAAUCACAACAGGAAUAGUAUCCUGAGUCUCGGUGGAGGCCUCACUGGUCGCGUCAAGAAUAUGUUGGGGCGAGGCAACGAAUACUCGGAGAUGGACCUGCCAUUGACCGAGCAUGCGGCGCAGCAGGGCCAGUCGAGCGCGAGCGCAUACGGUGAUGGGCAAUCAACAAAAACAAAGAAGCGCAGUUCAGGCACGUUCAAGUUUGGAUUCGGGAGAGGUGCGCCAGAUCCAUCGACCCUUGGACCCAGGAUGAUUCAGCUCAACAAUCCGCCGGCCAACGCCGCGAACAAAUACGUCGACAACCACAUCUCGACGACCAAGUACAACAUCAUUACAUUCUUGCCCAAGUUCUUGUACGAGCAAUUUUCGAGAUACGCCAACUUGUUUUUCUUGUUCACUGCCGUUCUGCAACAGAUACCCGGAAUUUCACCCACAUCGAGAUACACCACUAUCGUUCCUCUGUUCAUUGUGUUGCUUGUAUCCGCGAUCAAGGAGUACAUCGAGGACUACAGGCGGAAACAGUCCGACUCGCAACUUAACAACUCGAAGUCGCAAGUGCUAAAGGGGUCCUCGUUCGAAGAUGCAAAGUGGAUCAAUAUUGCGGUCGGCGAUAUCAUACGAGUCGAAUCUGAACAGCCGUUUCCUGCCGACCUUGUUCUGCUUGCCUCAUCUGAGCCAGAAGGUUUAUGCUACAUUGAAACGGCCAACCUGGACGGAGAGACCAAUUUGAAAAUCAAGCAGGCCAUCCCAGAAACUGCUGACUAUGUCAGUCCUUCCGAUCUUGGUAGACUUGGCGGCAAAAUUCGAUCAGAGCAACCCAACAGUAGUCUGUAUACCUACGAAGCGACUCUGACGAUAGCGGCUGGAGGUGGAGAGAAGGAACUACCCCUGCAGCCCGAUCAGCUGUUGCUUCGUGGUGCCACACUUCGCAACACGCAAUGGAUUCAUGGUGUGGUUGUAUUCACCGGUCACGAAACGAAGCUCAUGAGGAACGCCACUGCAACACCCAUUAAGACGACUGCCGUCGAGAGAAUGGUCAACAAACAGAUUCUCAUGCUUGUGGUCAUCCUUGUCGGUCUCAGCAUUGUCAGUUCCAUCGGUGACGUGAUUAUACGUUCGACUCGGGCGAAGAACCUUGAGUAUCUGCGACUGGAAAACUUCAACGGUGCAAAGCAGUUCUUCUCUGAUCUGCUGACAUACUGGGUCUUGUAUUCGAACUUGGUACCCAUUUCACUGUUCGUUACGAUUGAGAUUGUCAAGUACUACACAGGUUCUUUGAUCGAUUCCGAUCUCGACAUCUACUACGAGCCCACGGAUACGCCAGCAAAUUGUCGAACUUCGUCCCUGGUAGAAGAGCUUGGUCAGAUUGAGUACAUUUUCUCCGACAAGACAGGCACUCUGACAUGCAACGUGAUGGAGUUCAGGCAGGCAUCGAUUGCUGGAAUCCAAUACGCAGAUGAGAUUCCGGAGGAUCGGAGAGCUACUGUAGAAGACGGGGUUGAGGUCGGCAUUCACGACUUCAAGCAGCUUGAGAACAAUCGCCAGACGCACCAGAACAGGUACAUCAUUGACCAGUUUCUUACACUACUCUCGACUUGUCACACUGUCAUCCCUGAACGAGGUGGCGAGAAAGAUGUAAUCAAGUAUCAAGCUGCGUCUCCCGACGAGGGUGCAUUGGUGGAAGGUGCGGUGAUACUCGGCUAUAAAUUUACGGCAAGAAAACCGCGAGCUGUCAUCAUGGAAGUUGAUGGACAGCGAAAAGAGUACGAACUGUUGGCCGUGUGCGAGUUUAACUCGACAAGGAAGCGCAUGUCCACAAUCUUCCGCACACCGGAGGGCAAGAUUGUCUGCUACUGCAAGGGUGCAGAUACUGUCAUCUUGGAACGUUUGGCAAAGGACAACAACCCGUUUGUCGAGACGACGUUAACCCAUCUCGAAGAGUAUGCCGCUGAAGGUCUUCGAACGCUUUGUCUUGCUAUGCGCGAAAUCUCUGAAGCUGAGUAUCAGGAGUGGUGGCAGAUCUUCAAUACGGCACAGACCACGGUCAGCGGUAACCGCGCCGAGGAGCUGGACAAGGCUGCUGAGCUUAUCGAGCAUGACUUCACCUUGCUUGGGGCGACUGCUAUCGAAGACAAACUACAGGACGGUGUACCAGACACAAUUGCCACCCUGCAAUCUGCGGGUAUCAAGAUCUGGGUCUUGACUGGUGAUCGACAGGAGACUGCCAUCAAUAUUGGCAUGAGUUGCAAGCUGAUCAGCGAAGACAUGAGCCUGCUCAUCAUCAACGAGGAGUCAAAGGAAGCCACAAGGGACAACAUCGCCAAGAAGUACAAUGCGAUCAUGAGCCAGGGUCAGGGAGGUGCAGAGAUGGACGUCUUGGCUUUAGUCAUUGACGGCAAGUCACUUACAUAUGCGCUCGAGCGCGACCUCGAGAAGGAGUUCCUCGACUUAGCAGUCAGGUGCAAGGCUGUCAUCUGCUGCCGUGUUUCUCCUCUACAGAAGGCUCUCGUCGUCAAGCUUGUCAAGCGCCACCUGAAGGCCAUCUUGCUCGCCAUCGGCGAUGGUGCGAACGACGUCUCCAUGAUCCAAGCCGCCCAUGUUGGUGUCGGUAUCAGUGGUAUGGAAGGUCUGCAGGCAGCACGAAGCGCUGAUAUCUCGAUCGGUCAAUUCCGCUAUCUACGCAAACUGCUGCUUGUCCACGGUGCAUGGAGCUACCAACGUGUCAGCAAGGUCAUCCUUUACUCCUUCUACAAGAACAUCGCCAUGUUCAUGACGCAGUUCUGGUACUCUUUCCAGAACGCCUUCUCUGGACAGAUCAUCUACGAGUCCUGGACCCUUACCUUCUACAACGUCUUCUUCACUGCCGCACCACCCUUCGUCCUCGGUAUCUUCGAUCAAUUCGUCAGCGCUCGCCUCCUCGAUCGCUACCCGCAGCUCUACCGCCUCAGUCAGUCCGGUGUCUUUUUCAAGAUGCACUCCUUCUGGUCCUGGGUAGCAAACGGCUUCUAUCAUUCCCUGAUCCUCUACUUCGGUUCUCAAGCUUUCAUCCUUUGGGACUGGCCGCAAUGGGAUGGUCGCAACGCCGGUCACUGGACGUGGGGCGCUGCAUCGUACACGGCCAACUUGGCCACCGUGCUACUUAAAGCCAGUCUUAUCACGAACAUUUGGACCAAGUACACGUUCCUCGCGAUUCCUGGGUCUUUCAUCCUGUGGUUCAUCCUCAUGCCGAUCUAUGCCACCGUGGCGCCUAUGGUCAAUAUCUCGAAUGAGUACAUUGGCGUUAUUGAGCGUUUGUUCCCCGAUCCAAGGUUCUGGGCAAUGGUAGUUGUGCUGCCGCCGCUUUGCCUGAUCAGGGAUUUUGCGUGGAAGUAUGCUAAGCGGAUGUACUUCCCGCAGAGCUAUCACCAUGUGCAGGAGAUUCAGAAGUACAACAUCCAAGAUUACAGACCAAGAAUGGAGCAAUUCCAAAAAGCCAUUCGCAAGGUCAGACAAGUCCAGCGCAUGCGCAAACAGCGUGGAUACGCUUUCUCGCAAACAGACGAGAGUCAGGCGAGGGUGUUGCAGGCAUAUGAUACCACGCAGCAGAGAGGAAGAUACGGAGAGAUGGCAAGUUCGAGGAAGUAGUUGGCACAUGCUUUUGGCGUUUGAAAUGAUAUGAUGGAACGACUUGUUUUGAGCUCAAAUCGAGCCAUGCAUGGAAAAGAGUGUUUGGUAGCGUAGUGUGUAUUCACAGUAGCUUCGCGAAAGAAGGUUUGAACAUUAGCUCGUAAGUAUACC
Molecule: messenger RNA, 4570 nt
Organism: Macroventuria anomochaeta
Lineage: Eukaryota; Fungi; Ascomycota; Dothideomycetes; Pleosporales; Didymellaceae
Product: phospholipid-translocating P-type ATPase
Exons: 2
Coding region: 359-4417 (1352 amino acids)
Biological process (GO): intracellular protein transport; endocytic recycling; post-Golgi vesicle-mediated transport
Cellular component (GO): plasma membrane
Molecular function (GO): magnesium ion binding; ATPase-coupled intramembrane lipid carrier activity; ATP hydrolysis activity
Source: RefSeq, a predicted model, not a curated record